Molecule: messenger RNA, 1068 nt
Organism: Ilex paraguariensis (yerba mate)
Lineage: Eukaryota; Viridiplantae; Streptophyta; Magnoliopsida; Aquifoliales; Aquifoliaceae
Source: the annotation of a GenBank genome assembly
AGACAAUUGAGGAGUUCGAAUCAUGUUGGGAAUCCCUACUUGAGAAACACAAUCUUGGAGAUAAUGAAUGGCUUCAGUCAAUGUAUAAUUCUCGACAGCAAUGGGUGCCGGUUUAUCUACGGGAUACAUUCUUCGGGGAGAUGUCUAUAACACAAUCAAGUGACAGUAUAAACUCAUUCUUUGAUGGAUAUAUGAAUGCCUCAACUAAUAUUCACAUCCUUAUGAAGCAGUAUGAGAAAGCCAUAGCCAGUCGGCAUGAAAAGGAAGUAAAGGCAGAUUAUGACACAAUAAAUGCUGCACCAGUUUUAAAAACACCAUCUCCUAUGGAAAAACAAGCUGCUAACAUUUACACCAGGACCAUAUUCCUGAAAUUUCAAGAGGAAUUAGUUGAGACUCUUGCUAACCCUGCAAAUGUAAUUGAUGAUACAGGAUUGGAAGUUAUGUACCAGGUGGCAAAGUUUGGGGAAGACAACAAGGUGCAGCUUAUUAGAUUUAAUGUUUUUGAAAAGAAAGCUAGUUGUAGUUGCCAAAUGUUCGAGUUUUCGGGUAUUCUGUGUAGGCACAUAUUGGCAGUUUUCAAAGUAACAAAUGUUCUUAUGUUGCCAUCUCAUUAUAUCUUGAAACGGUGGACAAGAAAUGCUAAAAGUGGGGUUUUACUGGAUGAGCAAAAUAUUGGAUUGCCUAGUAAUUAUCAAGAGUCCUUUACUGCACGCCAUGACAAACUCCGACGGGAAGCCAUCAAAUACAUAGAAGAAGGGGCAGAUACAACACAUGUUUAUAAUGUGGCAAUGAAUGCUCUCCGCGAGGCUGCAAAAAAGGUAGCUGCUGCAAUGCAGGAUGUUCCAGGUGUCAUGUGGAGCACUCUGACAAACAGAAGUGAUCAGGAAGGGAACAAAAGUGAAACCCAAACUGGCCGGCCUCAGCCUUCCUCCACGGAGACACAACUUCAAUGGAAAAGAAAGAGAAUUCCAAUAGAGCCAGCAAAGCUUGUGUGAUUUUUCAUUACUUAAUGGAGCAUUUAUGUUAAAGCUUGUGUAAUGUUAUUAGAGUUUUUUCAUUACUGUAAAG